CUUCCUUUGUCUUCAUUCACUCACUCACUCACUAACUCAAUCAAACACUCCACCAUCCCCACUAACACAACAAACCCAAUCACACAACUUGAGAGAUGGCCAUUGUUGCUCUCUCUCUCCUCCCUUCUUAUUCUCCACCAUUUCUUUCACCUCCUCUCAAAAACCACCAUAACUUUUCACCCAUCAAAAAACUCUCAAUCACUUCCUCUCAAUCACAUCCUCAUAAAAUCUCAUUAAAACGACGUCUCGCAUCGACACAGAUAUCCUCAGGCAGCGGAGAUGGUGGAGGCAUCAGUGGAGGUGGUGGUGGUAGCGGUGGCGGAAAUGAUGGUAAUGGAGAUGCAGAGGAGAGAAACAGAGCAGAGGCAAUUCUUGCCAUUGCAGAGGUGGGAAGGUCAUUGGAUAGCUUGCCUAAAGACUUAGCUGUGGCUGUUGAAGCUGGCCGGAUUCCGGGUUCGAUUCUUCGCCGUUAUCUAGACUUAGAGAAGUCUCCUAUUUUCCGGUGGUUACUUCAGUUUAGUGGGUUUAAAGAGAGGUUGCUUGCUGAUGAUCUUUUCUUGACUAAAGUUGGAAUUGAAUGUGGUAUUGGAAUGUUCACUAAGACAGCUGCAGAGUUGGAGAAACGUAGGGAAAACUUUAAAAAGGAGCUAGACUUUGUCACAGCUGAUGUGAUAAUGGCUCUGGUUGCAGAUUUCUUGCUUGUCUGGCUUCCUGCACCCACCGUAUCCUUGCGACCACCUCUCGCACUCAGUGUAGGACCUGUGGCGCGGUUUUUCUAUGGGUGUCCUGAUAACGCGUUCCAGAUUGCUAUGGCCGGAACUAAAUUUUCAUUGCUACAGAGAGCUGGUGCUCUAAUGCGUAAUGGAGCUAAACUUUUUGCUGUUGGAGCUAGCUCAUCUGUGAUUGGUACAGGAGUGACAAAUAUGUUGAUUAAUGUACGAAAGGCGGUUGAUAAAUCCUCCUCCGCUGAAGCAGAAGACAUUCCAAUGGUGGCAACCAGCAUUGCUUAUGGUGUAUAUUUAUCAGUGUCUGCCAACCUUAGGUACCAGCUGAUAGCAGGAGUCAUUGAACAACGACUGCUCGAGCCAAUGCUACAUAAUCGUAAGCUUCUAUUGAGCGCGAUCUGCUUUGCAGUUCGAACAGGGAAUACAUUUUUGGGGUCAUUGAUGUGGGUGGAUUUUGCUCGUUUCAUCGGAGUUCAAAGGACACGAGCUGAGGCUAAUUAAACUUUAGGCCAUGGAUCAUUUUGAUCAUGAGUUGAGGCUGUUUUUUGCUUAUUUAUUUGUUUUCAAUGGCCUCAUAUAUUGGUGAAUAGUUGUUUCUUCCUCUUUGAUUUCCUGUAAAAUGUAGGAUGCAAUAGGUCAUUUCAGCAUUGUAGUUUUGAUCUAUUCUUGUGUUAGAGAUUAUGCAAGAUAUAUAUGAUUGUAGUCUUAGGGUA
This is a messenger RNA of Beta vulgaris subsp. vulgaris (sugar beet), 1438 nucleotides long. RefSeq lists its product as hypothetical. The transcript is spliced from 8 exons. The record is from RefSeq and is a predicted model, not a curated record. Bases 96 to 1226 code for a protein of 376 amino acids. NCBI's taxonomy places the organism in Eukaryota, Viridiplantae, Streptophyta, Magnoliopsida, Caryophyllales, Amaranthaceae.